Jaminaea rosea is the source of this 2750-nucleotide messenger RNA. Its product is annotated as P-loop containing nucleoside triphosphate hydrolase protein. The record is from RefSeq and is a predicted model, not a curated record. The transcript is spliced from 2 exons. NCBI's taxonomy places the organism in Eukaryota, Fungi, Basidiomycota, Exobasidiomycetes, Microstromatales. Gene Ontology annotation, molecular function: DNA binding; ATP binding; ATP hydrolysis activity. Bases 79 to 2502 code for a protein of 807 amino acids.
GUACCCUUCGCUUCUUCCCUCCUCUCCAUCCGCCACAUCUGGUGGCUCAGCAAGGGCAAAUAGGUGGUCAGGAUGAAUAUGGCGUGGCAAAGGCCGCUUCGUGGGCAGCAUCGAGGAACGAUACGGUUCAGGGCUCCUUGGCCGUCAAUAGCGUACCCGACACCAGCACGCAACGACAUAGCACGGCCUCGAGUCUUCCAAGCGUCUCCAAGCUCGGCAAGAUGCUUCGCCGCUCAAGCCUCUGUCAUCCAGGCGGUGCAAGAAGCCGAAGUGGCACGAUCCCCAUUCUCUCCAGCAUCCCUCGAAGAACAGGAGACACCCACGCCUUCGCCAUCCAGAGUACAGCUGCGGCCUUACCAAGAGCGUGCAGUCAGCGAAUGUCUCCAAGCGAUCGCCUCCGGUGUCACGCGAAUAGGUGUCUCCUCUCCCACAGGCAGCGGCAAGACGACGAUGUUCACCGAGCUGAUCGCACGCCUGCCACCAAUCCAACACGAGCCCUCCUCCUCGGCCCACCCACCUGGCACCCGUGUCCUCAUCGUGGUCAACAGCAUCGAGCUCGCCCUCCAAGCAUCCUCAGCCGUAACGCGCACCCAUCCGCACUUACACGUCGAGAUAGAGCAGGGAAGCAACUUCAAGGCCUCGGGACUCGCAGACGUAACUGUCGCUACAUAUCAGACACUGAUGCGGGGAGAGGGGAGGCUGGAGAAGUUCGACCCGCGAGGCUUGAAGGCGGUGAUAGUCGACGAGGCGCAUCAUGCUGCCUCCAAAAGCUAUAUCCAGCUGCUGGCGAGGUUCGAUGAGGAGGUGGGGCUGAGUAGGGAGGAGAGACAGGAGCGAGAUGCGCCUGGUGAUGCUACCUGUUCCACCUCCCCCACCUCGUCCUCGCUCUUACGAAGCGCAUCCCGCGUCCCCAUACUAGGCUUCUCCGCCACCUUCACCCGUCACGAUGGCCUCUCCCUCGGGCGCAUCUUCAGCCGUAUAGUAUUCCAUCGCGACUUCCUAGACAUGAUCGACGACAAAUGGCUCUGCCCUGUUCGCUUCACCUCCAUUCGCUCCGACCUCGAUCUCUCCUCCGUCAAAGUCUCGCAAGGCUCAGGGGAUUACCAGACAAAGAGUCUGAGCAGUUUCGCCAACGUUCCCGGGAUCAACAGAUUGAUCGUAAGGACCUGGCUGGAGAAGGCGCACGCGAUGGGGAGGGGGAGCACGCUCGUGUUCUGUAUUGACGUCCAGCAUACCAUCGAUCUCACGGCGACAUUCAGAGAAGCAGGGAUCGACGCACGAUACCUUCACGGUUCUGUGUCAGCCAAAGAGCGCAAGCAGCUCCUGGCCGACUUCAGGGCGGGGACGUAUCCCGUGUUGCUCAACUGUGCCAUUCUCACCGAGGGGUUCGACUUGCCCCAGAUAGAUACGGUUGUGCUUGCUAGGCCGACUAGGUCGAGGAACUUGUUCAGCCAGAUGAUCGGGAGAGGAUUGCGAUUGAGCCCACAGACGGGAAAGAAGGACUGCUUGGUAAUAGACUUGGUUGGCAAUAUCGAGAGAGGGGUGGUCUGUACACCGACCCUUUUCGGGUUGGAUCCUGAUGAGGAGAUGGAGGGUCUCUCCAUUGAGGAGUUGAAGCGGCGGGCAGAGGAGGCUGCUGCUGCACGGGAGGAAUCUGAAGGCGAUGAGGACGAAGACGUAGACCCGGAGAAGGUCACCUACAUCGACUAUGCGUCCCCACGGGAACUGCAGCGGGCUCUCCUCUCCAGGAAAGGCCACGAUCACAUCGCCCGCUUAUCGCCGAAUGCAUGGGUGGACUGUGGUGGGGAUGUGUACAUUCUGGAAGUCCCCCGCAAAGGUUUCAUCAAGAUUGAGCGGUGCGACAGCGGGGACGGCGUGGCUGAGGAGGGCGAGGCGGAGACGAGCGCCAGUGGCGAGCAGGACGACAGGUCUAGAGGCCCGUGGCAAGCCACCUUCACCCGCCGCAAUGCGGAUAUGGAUGAGGCUCUGGCUGAGAUACCCAAUCGGCGAUCCUUCUCCCCCUUCCGGCGGCCAGUGUCCAUCUUCGGUCGUGAUACCAGUAGUGGGGGCAAUGAUACAUCCGAUGGCGAAGGUGCGGCCGCUCCUACCCUCGAAGCGGCGGUGAGGGCAUGCGACACCUACGCGACCAAGCGUGUCCUCUACGGUGCCGGGCCGCAGAGCCCAUUGAUCAGAAGAGAUGCACCCUGGCGUCGUCAGCCGGCCAGCGAAUCUCAGCGCCAGCUUGUGGCAAAGAGGAUGGGCUGGCAACACCUCGAAGAAUCUAGUAUCGCUUCUGACGGGGCAAGCGACGCCCAUGCGGAGGAGACUUUGCGCACCUUGACGAAGGGCAAGGCGGGAGAGAUGCUGACUCGCCUCAAGUUCGGGUUUCGCAGGAGGUGGGAGGGGGAGGUCAAAGCGAAGAAUCGGGAGGUGAAGGCGAGGGAGAAGGAGAGGAUCAGAAGGGAGAAGGAGAGGGUGAAGGUGGGCGACUUGCAAGCGUGACGAAGGGUCUGUGCAGCCGUGGAUAGGAUCCUGUUGUACAUUUGAGAUGCCAUUGCUGUCAGUGCUAGUCCCAAUCGUCUCCAUCCCCAGUCGUACCCUGGGGCGCGAACCCGUAGACCGGUUUGUUGGCGUUCUGCUUCGAGCGAGGAAUAAUGACGCCAGCGGUACCUAACCUCUCCUCCAAUUCGUGCAACUUGAAACUAUCCGUAUUGCCCAGCUCCUCAAACCCAACAAUUCGAUCCUUCACC